AUGGAUAACCACUAUUUGAAAAAUAAUAUUAACUCAAUAUCUUCACCAGAGGACUCCCCGACGCCACGCACAAGCAUUUGGCAAAUGACAGUUUAUGAAAGGUUGAACGCGGCGUCAUUCCUCGAAAACACAACCGCGAAACCGUUCUACUAUUACCAGGCAAACUUCAAAUGCUUCUUCUGCAGUGAGAUCUUCACAGAAGUCACCUCCGUCCUUCAGCAUACAGACUCUCAUCCAAUGACCGACAGGUCAAGUUUACUACGCAACUAUCUACGAAAGGGAAAACGCGUUAUAAAAGUAGAUAUAUCCAAUUUAAAAUGCCGCAUUUGUGACGAGAAAUACUCAGAUAUUGACGAGAUUCGAAAACAUUUAGCUGGCGUUCAUAAUAGGGAAUUUAACAGCGCCGGUAAUGGCGUAAUCGCUUAUGACUUGCGGGUUAACAAUGGGCUUCUAUCCUGCCACAAAUGCAAUAAAACAUUCAACUCCUUCUUUCUACUGAACAGGCAUAUGAAUGUUCACUUCAGUGUAGUGUGCGAAACGUGCGGCCUAGGUUUCAUGUCGCACCACAGACUAAUAAGCCACAGAAUCGUUCACCAAAACGGCGUCCACAGAUGCGAUAAUUGUGAAGAAGUUUUCGCUACCAAAUUGAAGUUGAGAUAUCAUAUGUUCAAAAAGCACGAAAUGAACACGAAACGAAGGAAACCCCUCAAAUGUCCGCAUUGUUUGGAGAGGUUUGCAGAGCAUUAUCGGAAGAUGACGCACUUGAAAGAGGUGCACGGCAUAACAUUCACAUUCGACUGUCAGUCCUGCAAAGCGGUGUUUCCGACGCGGCGAGCGUUGACGGAACACACGACCAAGCAACACACACAAAAGAUACAAUGCAAAGUGUGUGGGAAGUGCUUUGGGACGCAGUCGUUAUUGAAAAUGCAUUCAAGGGGGCAUACUGGCGAGAGGAAUUUCUCAUGUGGCAUCUGUCAGAAGUCAUACAUGCACGAACGGACGCUACGCCAGCAUAUGCGAGUCCAUGGCCCGGUUUGGAAGUUCACGUGUAGCGAGUGUGGGCACGGAUUUCAUAAUAGAAACGAUUUUAAUAAACACAUGAAGCAGUGGCACCCGCAGACUGUUAAAAACUUUGUGCCGGAAUUCGAAGGACCAAAACCUAGUACAAGCGACGCUGACACACAAUUAAUAGAAAGAUUAAACGCGGCAACAAUCAUAGAGAACACCACAGUCAAACCAUUUAUAUACCUCCAAGCAAAUUUCAAAUGCUUCUACUGCAGUGAAGUUUUCCCAGAAGUGUCAUCAGUGUUGCAACAUUCAAACUACCACACGCUUCCGGACCGGCCAUCUUUGUUAAAAAACGACUAUCUCAAACAAGGAAAACGCGUUAUUAGAGUUGAUAUAUCGGAUUUAAAAUGCCGUUUAUGCGACCAUAAGCUCAACGAAUUGGAAGAUGUAAGACAGCAUUUGGAAACCGAACACCACAAAGAGUUUAAAGCAGCUGGCGACGGGCUAAUGGCGUACGAUUUGACGGCGAAUAACGGGUUAAUCGCCUGCUACAAAUGCAAGGAAACUUUCACGUCUUUCCACCUUUUAAACAGACACAUGAACGCGCAUUCCAGCUUUGUCUGCGAAACGUGUGGCGUCGGAUUUGUAUCGCAACGCAGAUUAAUCAACCACACAAUUGUACAUCAAAACGGCACCCACAAAUGCAAGCAAUGCGACGAAGUGUUCCCAACCAAACUGAAACUUCGGUAUCACGUGAUAACCAAGCAUAAUAAGACAGAUAAACGGAUCAGACGAAAGUGCCCACACUGUUUGGAACGCUUCACAGAACACUACAGGAAAAUGACGCAUUUGAGGGAAGCGCACGGGAUAACGUUUUCCUUCGACUGCCGGUUUUGUAGCGAAGUUUUCCCCACGCGGAAAGCGUUGACGAAGCACACGACACAGCACCAUACGCAGAAAAUCCAGUGCACGAUUUGCGGCAAAUGUUUCGGCACCAACACGCUGCUGAAACGGCAUAUGCGCGGACAUAUUGGCGAGAGGAAUUUCGUGUGUGACAUCUGUCAGAAGGCGUAUAUGCACGAAAAGUCGCUUCGGCAGCAUAUGCACGUACAUGGGCCGUUAUUUUAG
This is a messenger RNA of Pieris macdunnoughi, 2136 nucleotides long. Lineage: Eukaryota; Metazoa; Arthropoda; Insecta; Lepidoptera; Pieridae. The record is from the annotation of a GenBank genome assembly.